Molecule: messenger RNA, 300 nt
Organism: Cylindrotheca closterium
Lineage: Eukaryota; Bacillariophyta; Bacillariophyceae; Bacillariales; Bacillariaceae
Source: the annotation of a GenBank genome assembly
AUGACUUUUCGCCGUCUACUGGUUACUCUAUGCUGCAUCACUUGCCAGUACGCGUACACGCUUCAAGCUUUCGAAGUGCCCAUAUCCCGCCGUGCGGCCUUGGGUAGUUUUGCAGCGGCGAUGACCGUUCCCAAUGUUGUCAUGGCAAGUCCAGAAACAAAAGAUGAAAUCAAUACUGCUGACUCGAAAGCAACGGCCGAGAAGCAGAGCGCGGCCAAAAAGAAAGCGGAAAAAGAAGCUCGCCGUAUGGCCGAAGAGACAAAGAAACGGCUUGCGGUCGGUCGCAUUGGAACCAUUUAA